Messenger RNA from Saprolegnia diclina VS20, 406 nucleotides. RefSeq lists its product as hypothetical. Gene Ontology annotation, molecular function: protein binding. The record is from RefSeq and is a predicted model, not a curated record. The annotation marks the transcript as partial. The transcript is spliced from 4 exons. NCBI's taxonomy places the organism in Eukaryota, Oomycota, Saprolegniomycetes, Saprolegniales, Saprolegniaceae.
CAUGGGCGCACGGGAACUUGCGCGCUCGGAGCUCGAGCACUCGGACUCGGUCAACGACAUGCUGGCCGAGACGGCCUUUCCUGGCGGCAUGGACGACUUGGCGACCCUGGUGAUGCUCUUUGGUCGCAACCGGUUUAGCGCCAUUCGCCACCGCAUCAACGACGACGACGUGGACGACGACGACCUCGCCGCCACCAACAAGGAGGGACAUACGAUCCUGUCGCUGGCCGCCAAGUUUGGCCGCGUCGAUCUCGUGCGCCUCGUCGUCGAGAACACGCGCUUCUCGGCCAUUCCCGACUACGAAUGGGCACCAAUCGCGGCGGCCGUCGAGCACGACCGGUUGCCCGUGGUCGAGUACCUCUUUGCCAGCGUACCUGGCGCCAAGGACGCCACUAUUUUCUCUUAG